AAGCAAAUUUUUAUUUCAUUAAAUUUUACAAAUAUUAAAAUUAUCUCUCCCUUCGAUAAACACAUUUAAAUAUGUUAGUAAUGAAGGGAGGAUCAUAUAACAUAAAAUCAUGCAGCCAUUAUUAGUGUAUGCUUUUAAUGUGACACAUUCCCUUGUGACAAAGCCCAUAAGAUUUUGGUGGGCUGGCCCGAAACAACAUUCACCAACCCAAACCAGACGAGAUGUUUUGGGUCUGGGUUGAGUUUGGACCAGCCCAAGCCCAAACAUUUGAUCUAAAUAGGAAGGGUAGUUUUGAUAAUAUGGUGAAAUACAUGGGCGAUAAAAGAAUCGCCUUCGCCUUUCCACUGCAAGUAUUCCCUCUCCUCCCUCCCACUUUGUCUCAAAUCCAAUCAGAUGAAUCGCUUUCACGCCGAAAGCUAAGAAUCUCUCUUUCUCUGUUCGCAUUUCGGGUUUGAAUUUGUUCCAGAUUUCCGAUCGUUGGACCAUUCUUUCAUAAUUUUCCAUCCUAUUUUCUUGUCCUACAACUUUCCCAGAAAAUAUUUGGGGUACCUGAUCAAAGAAUUUGAAACAUUCCGCACGCUUCUCCGGUUUAGGGUUUUUCUCUGUCUGUCCUUUUCUUGAACCAAGCAAACCCCCGAGGCCAUGAAGGCUAAUCCCACACCCAAGAAGAGAAGUAUCAGCCUCCAAUACGACAUCGUUUCGACUCUCUCAGAAGCGAAUCGGCUGGUUUCCAGCCAGAAGAAGCUCCGAAGACUCCCCCACAUAUUCACACGAGUUCUGGAGCUUCCCUUUCGGUCAGACGCCGACGUCUCCGUAACGGAAACCCCCGACCACCUCCGGUUCGCCGUCACCACCGACGACGUGGGCGACGAUGUCCGAACCCAGACAAUCCAACUCCACCCUGGCGUCACGAAGGUGGUGAUCAGAGGCAGGAACUUUCUGGAUUUGUCCCUGGACGGACUGGGGGUGGAGCUCGAUCUCGAUUUGUGGCGGUUCCGGCUCCCGGCGUCGACGUUGCCAGAGAUGGCGAGCGCCGCUUACAGUGAUGGAGAGUUGGUUGUGACGGUUCCGAAGUGUGGUGCUGAUGAUGAUGAAGAAGGGGUUUGGAGCGCAGGGACUAGGCCUUUGGUUCUUGUACAGUGAAUUUUAAGAACUGAUUUUUCGGUCCAAGAAAAUAAAUUGGUAGUGAAUAAACUUUUUCUUUUCUUGGUCAA
Molecule: messenger RNA, 1214 nt
Organism: Vitis vinifera (wine grape)
Lineage: Eukaryota; Viridiplantae; Streptophyta; Magnoliopsida; Vitales; Vitaceae
Exons: 1
Coding region: 643-1143 (166 amino acids)
Source: RefSeq, a predicted model, not a curated record